AACCCAUCAUUUCGGGCGAUUAUUUAAUACAUAGUUGUAUGAAUUGAUUUCGCUAUAUCAGUUGGUAGAGAAAUAUUACGUAAAAAAAAUAUUGCAUAAUCGGCCUAGUUGUCGAUCGGCCAUUUUCGCAUUUCUUCGUCUCAGCGAUCACAUGCGUCUCUUCGACAUCGCAGUUGUUUCAUUUGCGCCAUUUUGUCCGCUCACUUUGGUGAUUGGGCUUUAGAACCACGUACUGGAGCCAAUCAGAGGGAUACCGGACAGCGAAGAAACGGAAAGGUUAAAACUAGCCGGCUGAACAUGGAGUACACCACCGCCACAACCUCGACCGGAGAGCAGAUAGUCGUGCAGACGUCCAACGGACAGAUUCAGCAACAGACUCAGGGCACGGUGACGGCUGUUCAGCUGCAGACGGACGCGCCCGUAGUGACGGCCUCUGGCCAGCAGGUGCAGACGCUCCAGGUAGUCCAGGGCCAGCCACUGAUGGUGCAGGUGAGCGGAGGUCAGCUGAUCACAUCGUCAGGCCAACCCAUCAUGGUCCAGGCCAUGGGAGGAGGACAGGGACAGACCAUAAUGCAAGUCCCUGUGUCUGGAGGGCAGGGCCUUCAACAGAUCCAGCUGCAGGGAGGACAGCAGAUCCAGCUGCAGAACGGUCAGACCAUCCAGCUGGGUGGACAGCAGAUCCAGUUACAGAAUGGUCAGACCAUCCAGUUGGGAGGACAGCAGGGACAGCCACAGCAGAUCAUUAUCCAGCAACCGCAGCAAGCCAUCACAGCCGGACAGAACCAGGGCCAGCAGAUACAGCUGCAGCAGGGUCAACAGCUGGCUCAGACAGCUGAUGGACAGACCAUUGUCUACCAGCCAGUCAACGCAGACGGCACCGUCCUGCAACAGGGAGUCUGCUUCUCCUCAGGUAUGAUCACCAUCCCGGCCGGGAGCCUGGCGGGGGCCCAGAUCGUUCAGGGCGCCAACACCACCACCACCAACAGCGGCCAGCAAGGCACCGUCACCGUCACCCUGCCCGUUUCAGGCAACAUGAUGAACGCUGGUGGUAUGGUCAUGAUGAUGCCCAGUGGGGGGGCGGUUCCUGCCAUGCAGCGCAUUCCUCUCCCUGGUGCCGAGAUGUUGGAGGAGGAGCCUCUGUAUGUCAAUGCUAAACAGUACCACCGCAUCCUCAAGAGGAGGCAGGCCCGUGCCAAGCUGGAGGCAGAGGGCAAGAUCCCCAAGGAGAGGAGGAAAUACCUGCAUGAGUCCCGUCACCGGCAUGCCAUGCAGCGCAAAAGGGGCGAUGGAGGACGCUUCUUCUCACCCAAGGAGCGGGAGGAGAUGGCCCUGGCCUUGGCCCAGCAACAGGCCGAGCUGGCAGCCCAGGCAGGAGAAGACUCCGUAGCCCAAAUGGUCCGUGUUUCGUAGCGCCUGCACCCCGCAGCCACGCUUCGCCUACCCCCUCCCCUGUGUCACCCCCUCCACCCAACACCCAGCUACGCCACCAGGAUUGCCAACAGCCACAUACUCUCCUUCGAAUGCGAAUAGUAACCGGUUGGAUUUAAGUGGCGUUUUUCUGGAUCACAAUUUACGAGGGAACCCCAACGCAUCUGCCAUCACUGACCUAUCAUUUUCUGGCUCCUUGGUGACUUCACGGCAGCCAUUUCAUACCCAAAAUGUAUAAAACUGUGACCUCCCAACACCUCCUGGUCCUUACUGAACCACGUUAUAAACAAAAACUGUGGUUCCUCCAUAAUGGUGUCGCUUUGAAUUAACUAUAACCCCUUGACACCCCAACUUCUAGACCCAGCUCUGUGAAUGGCUGCAGUGCCUGAUGGUAUUGCGGCACGGCGCAAGAAAGAUGUGAAACAUUGGUUUUUCUGGAACUGUUGCAUUGUGGGCCUGUAUAUGAUCUAGGAUCUGUCCGUAUUAUCAUAUUUAAUAUGAUCAAAGGCAAAACUGAAAACUGAUCUUAGAUCGGUAUCUCUGUUCUUUUUUGUUGUUGUUGUUGUUUUACAUAAUACUUGGUCAAUUUCCAGAAGAGAUAGUAAAUACUUUGUUUGUACAGCAGAGCAUUUCUUUUCUAUGUUUCGAAUGUUUUAUCGAGUGAUAGUACAUUCAGUUUUGCCUCUUUUGCCAUUUUGUUAAAACUUUCUACAUCAUAGAAGCCAAGCAUACAGAUUCUAAACUUAAACAAUUACACAUAUUUGAAAAAUUAUCUUUGUUACUACAUGUUUGGAAGCACUUCUCAACCAGGUCCAAUUCCAAUUGUAGAACUUUAUUUAGUUUAUUUACUGAAUUGAAAUGGAAUUGGCCCCAACCCUGCUUUUUAGUGAGUUUUCGGUAUUGUUGUUUGUACAGGGAUUGUAUUUUAUACAACCUUUUUCAUGAGAAAAUGAUGUUUGUAGCACGAUGGACAACACAUUUAUUUAGCAUUUGUGUCUGGCAAUGUACUGUGCCUGUUUAACUUACUAUUAAGGGUCUUUGUUUGAAAAGUCACUUUUAUAUUCUGAUGCAUUUUUGUUUUUCUGUAAACUCUUGAAUGCAACCCGUUUAUUAAAUUUUAUUAAGUUCA
Messenger RNA from Esox lucius (northern pike), 2557 nucleotides. It is a transcript of the gene nfyal, whose product is annotated as nuclear transcription factor Y, alpha, like. The record is from RefSeq and is a predicted model, not a curated record. Gene Ontology annotation, molecular function: DNA-binding transcription factor activity, RNA polymerase II-specific; RNA polymerase II cis-regulatory region sequence-specific DNA binding. Gene Ontology annotation, cellular component: CCAAT-binding factor complex. The transcript is spliced from 10 exons. Gene Ontology annotation, biological process: regulation of transcription by RNA polymerase II. NCBI's taxonomy places the organism in Eukaryota, Metazoa, Chordata, Actinopteri, Esociformes, Esocidae. The coding region runs from base 298 to 1410 and encodes 370 amino acids.